Molecule: messenger RNA, 1437 nt
Organism: Rangifer tarandus platyrhynchus (Svalbard reindeer)
Lineage: Eukaryota; Metazoa; Chordata; Mammalia; Artiodactyla; Cervidae
Source: the annotation of a GenBank genome assembly
AUGACUUCUAUAAAGGAGCAGGCAGCAAUCAGCCGGCUCUUGAGUUUUUUACAGGAUUGGGACAAUGCUGGCAAAGUCGCCAGGAGUAACAUCCUCAACAAUUUCAUCGAAGCCAACCAAGGCAAGACUGCCCCUGAGCUGGAGCAGGAGUUUUCCCAGGGAGCCAGCUUGUUCCUCGUCCGCCUGACCACCUGGCUGAGACUCACAUACAUGACUGGUUCGCCUUUAGAUAAGCUGCUCAGGUCCAUUGGCAUCUUCUUAUCAGCUGUAAGCAGUAAUCGAUACCUCAUAGAGUUUCUUGAGGUUGGAGGGGUCCUAACACUCUUGGAAAUACUUGCGCUGAAUAAGAUCAAGGAGGAGGACAAGAAGGAAUCCAUCAAGCUACUUCAGGUGAUUGCAAACUCUGGCAGGAAGUACAAGGAGCUCAUCUGUGAAAGCUACGGUGUACGAUCCAUAGCAGAAUUUUUGGCAAAGUCCAAGUCAGAAGAGACUCAGGAAGAAGUUCAGGUCCUCUUGGAUUCUUUGAUCCACGGUAAUCCCAAGUACCAGAACCAAGUGUACAAAGGUCUGAUAACUCUGCUGCCCUGUGCAUCCCCAAAAGCUCAGCAGCUGGCCCUGCAGACACUCAGGACUGCCCAGUCAAUCAUCGGGACUACACACCCCAGCAUCGUGGACUGCGUGCUGAAGGUGCUAUGCACAAUGCACUUGGAAGUCCAGUAUGAAGCCAUCGAGCUGAUAAAGGACCUGGUCAACUACGACGUGCGCCCGGCGCUGCUCAAGGGCCUCGUAGCGCUACUGAUACCGUCCUUCAAGGAGACCAGCAAACUGCACUCCGAGAUCGUCAGCGACUCUUCGGUCCUCGAGCUCACCGCCCACCUGCCGCUGUUUUUGCAGCAGGCCGCGGCCGCCAAGGCCAUCGGGAUCCUGGCGCGCCACAACACGACCCUGGCCGAGGAGAUGCUGCACCUGCGGGUGGUACACAGCCUGAUGGCCGCCAUGGGCAACACGGAUCACAGCAACAGCCAGCGGCAGGCCAGCCUCACGCUGAAGUACUUCGUGGAGUUAUUCCAGGUGGUGGAGGAGCACGUGCGCAAGACCAUGGGGGAGGAACUCUACAAGCUCUUCCUAAGCAAUGCCGAGAAUCUGUACAUGAAAAUAGAUAGCAUUCAGGCGGACAUCCUGGCGGCCAACAAAGUCAAUGUCGCCAGAGCGCUGCACCUCAGCGGCCUCUCCUACAGCGACAUGAGCUUUUACGUUGGCCAUCCUAAUGAGGAUCAGGUGGCCUACAUCACACACUUCCAGAAGGAGGACGUGGAAGAAAAGGAGGAAGAGGAGGGGAAAGGAGCCUCGGAGGCAAGCCAGGAAGCCAAGGCUAUGUGGCAGGGAAGCCUGGCAGAAGGGAGGAGUCACAGUCAAGCUCCUGUUGAUUCCUCUUAG